GAGAACCCGUUUUGAGAAAUUACCGUUCAUCGGCCGUCAUUUUCACUUUGCGUCUGUCAUUGCGAAAACCCAUCUCAAAAGAUUUGAUUUUGGAAAGUUGCCCCUCAUCCCGUGGCCCAAACCCUCCAGUAGAACUAGACCGAUCGUACGUCGCAAGUAACAAGAGAGGCAGAGAGAGUUUAGCUCAGAGCCCUCCCCCGCCGGAGCACCUGUAAGAACUCGCUGGAGAAGACGACAAAGCCCUAGACAUCGCCGCCGUGAGAGUUACAGCGACCUCAAAAGGGCUUAGGAGAUGGAGAAAGUGAAGAUAGAAGAGAUUCAGUCCACCGCUAAGAAGCAGCGGAUCGCCACUCACACCCAUAUCAAAGGCCUUGGUCUCGAGCCCACUGGAAUUCCCAUUCCUUUGGCUGCUGGAUUUGUGGGUCAGCUGGAGGCUAGAGAAGCAGCUGGUCUCGUAGUGGACAUGAUAAAGCAGAAGAAAAUGGCGGGCAAGGCUCUCUUGCUCGCUGGACCACCUGGUACCGGCAAAACAGCUUUGGCUCUUGGGAUAUCACAAGAGCUGGGAAGCAAAGUUCCCUUUUGCCCUAUGGUGGGGUCUGAGGUUUACUCGUCAGAGGUAAAGAAAACUGAAGUUCUGAUGGAGAAUUUCAGACGAGCCAUUGGCCUACGUAUCAAGGAAACUAAAGAAGUCUAUGAAGGGGAGGUCACCGAGCUCUCCCCAGAAGAAACCGAGAGUGCUACAGGGGGCUACGGUAAAAGCAUCAGUCAUGUUAUAAUUGGGCUGAAGACAGUCAAAGGAACCAAACAAUUGAAGUUGGAUCCCACUAUAUAUGAUGCCUUGAUCAAGGAAAAGGUAGCUGUUGGAGAUGUUAUAUACAUUGAAGCGAAUAGUGGAGCAGUCAAACGGGUUGGGAGAAGUGAUGCUUUUGCCACUGAAUUUGACCUAGAGGCAGAAGAGUAUGUUCCACUUCCUAAAGGAGAGGUUCACAAGAAAAAGGAGAUAGUGCAGGAUGUCACACUCCAUGAUCUGGAUGCAGCAAAUGCUCGACCUCAGGGAGGUCAAGACAUACUUUCUCUGAUGGGUCAAAUGAUGAAACCCCGGAAAACAGAGAUCACCGAUAAGCUUCGUCAAGAAAUUAAUAAGGUUGUGAACCGUUAUAUCGAUGAAGGUGUAGCAGAGCUUGUCCCUGGAGUUCUAUUUAUUGAUGAGGUGCAUAUGCUCGAUAUGGAGUGCUUUUCAUACUUGAACCGUGCUUUGGAGAGCUCGUUGUCUCCAAUUGUGAUAUUUGCAACAAAUAGAGGAGUAUGCAACGUAAGAGGGACUGAUAUGAACAGUCCCCAUGGAAUACCUGUAGACCUUCUGGAUCGGCUAGUUAUAAUCCGGACCCAGAUUUAUAAUCCCUCGGAGAUGAUACAGAUUAUAGCAAUCCGUGCACAAGUUGAAGAAUUGAUUGUAGAUGAAGAAUGUUUGGCAUUCCUUGGGGAAAUCGGACAACGAACAUCACUAAGGCAUUCAGUUCAGCUCUUGUCUCCUGCCAGCAUUGUGGCAAAAAUGAACGGCCGUGACCAUAUUUGCAAGGCUGAUCUUGAGGAAGUGACGGCGCUCUAUCUAGACGCAAAGUCGUCAGCAAGGGUCCUGCAAGAGCAAGAAGACAAAUACAUCUCGUGAGAAAAUCCCCGCUUUCAAAAGAUAGCCUUUUUCACCGUUAGCUGCCGAAUCCGACGAGGUUGCUUCUCGUUUUUUCCUAUUGCGGAUAGCCUAAUGAAUUCAAGCGAUUGGUUUCGGUGUAAUAUUCGGUUUUCUCAUUUGGGUGAUGACGAAAACUUGGUUAUUGAGAUUGAAAAGUUAAUGUACGGAGGAGAGGAUUCAGAUGGGUUUUGAUCAAUCUUGGCUCAA
This is a messenger RNA of Tarenaya hassleriana, 1897 nucleotides long. Its product is annotated as ruvB-like protein 1. Lineage: Eukaryota; Viridiplantae; Streptophyta; Magnoliopsida; Brassicales; Cleomaceae. Gene Ontology annotation, molecular function: DNA helicase activity; ATP binding; ATP hydrolysis activity. The transcript is spliced from 12 exons. Gene Ontology annotation, cellular component: Swr1 complex; R2TP complex; NuA4 histone acetyltransferase complex. Bases 293 to 1669 code for a protein of 458 amino acids. The record is from RefSeq and is a predicted model, not a curated record. Gene Ontology annotation, biological process: box C/D snoRNP assembly; regulation of transcription by RNA polymerase II; chromatin remodeling.